UGAAAAAUCCCAUUUUCCCCCAUUUUAGCUUCCCAUUUCCUGGCUCUUUGAAAUGGCCCGCCACCUGAAACCCCUUCCCUCUUCACUCAGAGUCUCCUCUCUCUUUGCUUUUGACCUCGUGCUUCCUACGGUGGAAAACGUACUCUUCUCUCCAAUUCCACAAUCUGAAAGUGUGUAAUUUUGAUUUUUAACUUUGCAUUGCUGCGCUUUUGCUUGCUCCUGGUUGAGGAUUUGAAGAGUUGCAAUUUCGCUAUCAUGGUAGACACUCCAAGGGAGGAUAUUACAAAUACACUUCGGAUACUUGUUGCAACUGAUUGCCACCUGGGCUAUAUGGAGAAGGAUGAAAUACGACGACAUGAUUCUUUCCAGGCAUUCGAAGAGAUAUGCUCAAUAGCAGAGCAAAAGCAGGUGGACUUCUUGCUCCUUGGUGGUGAUCUUUUCCAUGAAAAUAAGCCCUCAAGGUCAACCUUAGUCAAGGCCAUUGAGAUUCUCCGCUGUCAUUGUCUCAAUGAUAGACCAGUGCAGUUUCAAGUUGUUAGUGACCAGACUGUAAAUUUUGCAAAUACAUUUGGCCAUGUAAAUUAUGAAGACCCCCACUUCAAUGUUGGUUUGCCAGUGUUCAGCAUCCAUGGAAAUCAUGAUGAUCCUGCUGGAGUGGACAACCUUUCAGCAGUUGAUAUUCUUUCAGCAUGCAAUCUUGUGAACUAUUUUGGCAAAAUGGUUCUUGAGGGUUCCGGUGUUGGUCAGAUCACACUCUACCCUAUCCUUAUUAGGAAGGGUUCAACAGCUGUGGCUCUGUAUGGUCUUGGGAAUAUUAGGGAUGAGCGACUCAACAGAAUGUUUCAGACACCACAUGCUGUGCAAUGGAUGAGACCUGAAUCUCAAGAAGGGUGUCAACUGUCUGAUUGGUUCAACAUUCUGGUGCUUCAUCAGAACAGAGUGAAGACAAAUCCAAAGAAUGCAAUAAAUGAGCAUUUUCUACCAAGAUUCCUGGACUUCAUAGUGUGGGGACAUGAGCAUGAAUGUCUUAUUGAUCCGCAGGAAAUUCCUGGGAUGGGAUUUCAUAUCACUCAACCUGGUUCUUCAGUUGCAACAUCACUAAUUGAUGGAGAAUCAAAACCAAAGCAUGUGCUGCUUCUAGAAAUUAAGGGAAAUCAAUAUCGCCCAACCAAGAUACCUUUGACUUCAGUGAGACCUUUUGAAUAUGCAGAGGUUGUGUUAAAGGAUGAACCUGACAUUGAUCCCAAUGAUCAGAGCUCAAUUCUUGAACAUUUGGAUAAAGUGGUCAGUAAUCUGAUAGAGAAAUCUAAUAGCAAGGCAGUUACCAGAUCAGAGCUUAAGCUUCCAUUAGUUCGACUAAAGGUAGAUUACUCUGGAUUUAUGACAAUAAAUCCUCAACGAUUUGGACAGAAGUAUGUGGGGAAGGUUGCAAAUCCUCAAGAUAUUCUUAUAUUCUCAAAGGCUUCUAGGAAGUGUCAGGGCCAAGCUAAAAUUGACGAUUCUGAACGUCUUCGCCCAGAAGAGCUAAAUCAGCAAAAUAUAGAAGCUUUGGUCGCUGAAAGCAACCUGAAAAUGGAAAUUCUUCCAGUCAGUGAUUUGGAUGUUGCACUGCACAAUUUUAUUAAUAAAGAUGACAAAAUGGCAUUCUAUUCUUGUGUGCAAUACAAUAUUCAAGAAACACGUAAUAAAAUUGCAAAGGAUUCAGAUACCACAAAGUUUGAAGAGGAGGAUAUAAUUCUCAAAGUUGGAGAUUGUUUGGAGGAACGUGUCAAGGAAAGGUCUAUGCUCUCUAAGGAUGCUCCACAAUUCACAUCUAGUGCACAGCCCACAGAGCAUAUCAAAAGCACAAGUGCUGCAGGAAUUGGAAGUGCAGUUUCUUUCAGUGAUGAGGAAGACACAGGACAGAUAUCUGGUUCAAGGGCCUCGGGUAGAAACCAGAAAGGUUCAAAAGUAGUUUCUAGGCCUUCUCAUGAUGCUUCAGAAGCUGGUAAAGGUAGAGCUUCAAGAGGAAGAGGUAGGGGCAGAGGCAGAGGCUCAAGUAACUUGAAGCAAACAACUCUUGAUGCAACUCUUGGGUUUCGCCAAUCUCAAAGAUCAGUCUCGGUUGCUGCAACAGCUGCAGUUAGAAGUGUUGCUGAUGAGGUGGAAAAUGUAGAUUCUGCUUCUAGUGAAGAUGCUGAGAAUAAUAAAAUCAAUGAGGUUGACGAUAGUUCGGAUGAUGGUAAAAGUGUUCGAGGCAAAGGGCGCAAAAGAGCUGCUCCUGGUGGAAGAGGAAGAGGAGCCACAACCACAAAGCGGGGAAAGAAAUUGGACAACUCAGCAAUUCAAAGAAUGCAUAUGUGGAAGGAUGAUGAUGAUGAUGAAGAUUUGGCAAAAAGAUUAAAUAAGUCUCAACCUCGGGUAACAAGGAAUUAUGGAGCUUUAAGGAGGCAAGGAUAAACGAGGAUCAACCCUAUUGCAAAUCCCACUCUAGCACAUUGUUUGUUAUGGUGGCGCAUUAUGUAGAACCAUUUUGGUGCAUAACGUCAUGUAAAGAGUGUUCUUGGGAAGUUUUGAAGAAGAGAGAACUAAACAGAGCAUUUUUCUUCAACAUAACUGAAAUUUUGCUGGAAAUGUGUAUAUUAAAUGCUGCUUGCUUUAUGUUUACUUUUGAGGGAGUGGAUACCACUCUUGAUGAUAUUGUUACCUUGUACAGAUUUUACUUGGUAUAGCAAUGACACAUGAGAGAUCGAUCAUGUAUUUAAUA
Hevea brasiliensis (rubber tree) is the source of this 2746-nucleotide messenger RNA. Its product is annotated as double-strand break repair protein MRE11. Lineage: Eukaryota; Viridiplantae; Streptophyta; Magnoliopsida; Malpighiales; Euphorbiaceae. Gene Ontology annotation, biological process: meiotic DNA double-strand break formation; mitochondrial double-strand break repair via homologous recombination; double-strand break repair via homologous recombination. Bases 256 to 2439 code for a protein of 727 amino acids. Gene Ontology annotation, cellular component: nucleus; Mre11 complex. The record is from RefSeq and is a predicted model, not a curated record. The transcript is spliced from 23 exons. Gene Ontology annotation, molecular function: DNA endonuclease activity; 3'-5'-DNA exonuclease activity; manganese ion binding.